AUGUCUCGCCUACCGACUCGCCAUGCGCUACUCCCGAUCGAACUGAUUACUCUCACCCGAUCAUGUGCCGCGACUUGGACGUGGUAUGCAGCACCUCGGUCUCGACUGGCGCUUGGACCUCCACGGCGACUGGGUGCGCAACGCUCCUUCUCCGCCGCGCCGGCAUCCCAGCACAAGAAGCAGUUCUUCGUCACCACCCCGAUAUACUACGUCAAUGCCGGUGAGAGCACCCUCAGCUGGGGAUCGUUUAUGUUCCCGGCCCCCGUUCUCACACCGUAGCCCUCCCUCCUCCGCCGCAGAUCCCCACAUAGGUCACCUUCACUCGACCCUCCUCGCCGACGUCCUUGCGCGCUACAACACCCUACGUCACUCGACCCACGGCAAUCCGUGCAGUUCCCUACUCUGCACCGGAACGGAUGAACAUGGGCUCAAGAUACAACGCGUCGCAGAGGCGCAGCGUAUCGCCCCUCUGGAACUGUGCGAUCGGGUUUCGCAGACGUUCAGGGUCAGUUGGGCUCCCUUUUCUGUGGAAUUUGCACGUUGAGGGCUAAACCGACCUUCGCCUCGACUAGGACUUGGCCAAUCUAGCCGGUAUUCAACCUCAUACCUUCAUCCGCACGACCCAACCGAGGCAUCGGCAAGCCGUGGAACACCUUUGGGUCAGUUUGAUCCGGCGAAGCUCACGCGUACGACAUCUGAUCGAACCUCUACCCACCCCAGAGAGAAUUGAAAAAUAAAGGCUACAUCUACAAAUCGUCCUAUGCGGGCUGGUACGCCGUCUCGGACGAAGCCUACUACUCGGAGAACCAAGUCACCGAUACCGUCGACCCUACAACGGGCGAUCAAAUCAAGGUCAGCUCUUCAUUAGGUGCUGAGAUGAUGUCCAACUGACUGAGAAUAUGUAUCCUCGCAGACCUCGAUCGAGACUGGAUCGCGCGUCGAAUGGAUGCAAGAGGACAACUACAAGUUCCGCCUCUCGGCCUUUAGGAAACCUUUGCUCGAAUGGCUCGCGUCCGAACCGAAUCGCACGUCCAUCGGACACACCUCUUGCCCCUCCCUGAAAAGUUCAUCCUCUGACCUCUACCUCGUCCCAUUUCACAGCGCUUCAACCCCCCUCUCGAACCACCUCCCUCCUCGCCUCCAUCUCCUCACCCGACAGUCCAGACCUGCAAGACCUAUCCAUUUCCCGGCCUUCGUCGCGCUUGACUUGGGGCAUCCCUGUACCUGAUGACCCGGAUCAUACCAUCUACGUCUGGAUCGACGCUUUGGUCAAUUACAUGACUGUGACGGGGUACCCUUGGACGCCGGCGGGAGCGAAAAUGAAUCUGGCAUGGCCUCCGGAUCGGAUGGUCGUGGGCAAGGAUAUCAUUCGGUACGUUGCUGAACUUCAUCCUGAAGGUACCUCACCCCUACUGACACUUUCUACCACGUCACUCACCAGCUUCCACGCGCUCUACCUCCCCGCCGUACUCCUCGCCCUCGACCUCCCUUUACCCAAACACCUCCUCGCCCACGGUCAUUGGACCAUGGACAAGUUCAAAAUGUCCAAAUCGCGCGGCAACGUCGCCUCCCCUUUUACCGCCAUCCAAAAAUGGGGUCUGGACGCCAUGCGAUGCUACCUCAUGAAAGUCGGUGGCAACUCGGCCGUCGAUGCGGAUUAUUCGGACGAAGCGAUCGAGGUGUUUUAUAAGAAGAGCUUGAAGGGGCAGAUGGGGAACUUGAUUAGUCGGAUCGGGAAUAAAAAAAUGGUGCAGAGGGCGGAGGAGGGAGGGAGGAAGUUGUGGGAUGUGCCUAAGGUUGUGGAGGAGGUCGAUGAGGAGGUUAGGAAGGCGUUGAUCGAGUUGAGAGGUGAGUUUAUUCUUUCGGAUCUUUCGGGUUCGUCCAGGCGGGAUUUAAUUGCUGACUCUCGAAUGAUUGAUGCGGGAAGACACGUUCGAGUCCCAUAUGAACAAGUUUGAGCUUCAUCGAGCCCUCAAUGCCUUGUUCGACGCCCUCACCCUCGCUAACAAACAUAUUCAACAACUCGAGCCUUGGGCAGAGACCUCCUCCUCCGAAACCGUUCAUCGCGCAUUAUUCUAUUCCUCCGAAACACUACGAAUCAUUGCUAUUCUCGUUCGACCCGUGAUGCCCCAAAAGUCGAAACAAUUACUCGACAUGUUGGGCGUAGCUGAGGAGAAGAGGGGUUGGGAGGACGCCGUUUUAGGUCAAGGUGGGGAAAGGACGUUGGAUGUCCUAGGCAGGGAUCAAUUGUUCCCAGGUUUAACGGUCAAGAAGCCCAAGGGUGGUGACGGUCGGGAUAUCGUCUCGCCUCUUUCUACAGGCUUGAGUAAUGCAGUUAUCCUUUGA
This is a messenger RNA of Microbotryum saponariae, 2346 nucleotides long. The record is from the annotation of a GenBank genome assembly. Lineage: Eukaryota; Fungi; Basidiomycota; Microbotryomycetes; Microbotryales; Microbotryaceae.